CAAACUAAUCGGAGCGGAUCGGAGUGUUGAUCGGAGAGUUUUGCACUUGGACUUUCGUUUCUGUAUUCGAUUUCCCAGCGUCGUAGCGUCAGCGUUGUGGCGUCUCGCGCCUGCCACGAGCUAUGAUUUCGAUGAUAUUUCGUUAGAGUAUUUUAGUGGACAUUUGAGAGGCGUCAACACUAGUAAAGAAUAACCGCGGUGAUCCGUACCGUUCUCGUCUGACAGGUUAUUGGAUACAAACAAAACCAGGAUGCCAGCAUUUCUGAGUUACAUUGAAGUCGAAGACUUCAAAUCCUACAAAGGAAAACUCAGGAUUGGUCCACUCAAACCCUUCACGGCAGUCGUAGGCCCAAAUGGAUCCGGUAAAUCAAAUUUCAUGGAUGCCAUCAGUUUUGUCAUGGGGGAAAAAACUAGCAGCCUUAGAGUAAAAAGAUUCAGUGAGCUCAUCCACGGUGCUUCGAUUGGUCAGCCCGUUAAGCGAAGUGCUUCGGUUACAGCUGUAUUUAAAAUGGAAGAUGGUACUGAAAAGAGUUUCAUGCGGUCAGUGCAAGGCUCCGCCUCUGAGCAUCGUAUCGAUAAUAUGGUUGUAACUAGUCAAGUGUACCUUAACGAGUUGGAACACCUCGGGAUAAAUGUGAAGGCUAAGAAUUUCCUUGUCUUCCAAGGGGCUGUUGAGUCUAUAGCUAUGAAAAAUCCCAAAGAAAGAACAGCUCUUUUCGAAGAGAUCAGCAAUUCGGGUGCACUGAAAACUGAAUAUGAAAGGCUCAGGAGUGAGAUGCUCAGAGCAGAAGAAGAGACACAGUUCUCUUAUCAAAAAAAGAAAGGUGUAGCUGCUGAGAGAAAAGAGGCGAAAUUAGAGAAGGAAGAAGCUGAGAAAUACCACCGUUUAAAAGAAGAAUGUGCAGAAAAGCAGGUGGAGUUACAGCUCUUCAGGUUGUUUCACAAUGAAAAAGAGAUUGAAAAUUUAGAAAACACCCACAAAAAGAAGCAGCAUGAAGUGGAUAAGAUUUUAAAGAAAAAGGAAAAAGUGGAUGAGAAACUGCGGGAGCAGAAAAAAGAGGUUGGCAAACUAAGCCGUGAAUAUCAAAAGAUAGAACAAGAUAUUAGGGAAAUGGAAGCAGAGAUAUCCAAAAAAAGGCCCACUUUCAUCAAGGCAAAGGAGCGUGUCACUCACAUGCAAAAGAAAGUGGAAUCUGCUCGCAAAUCUUUGGCAACUGCGCGUACUGCUGACGAAGCUCACAAGAAAGACAUAAAGGAACUUCAUGACCAGUUGUCCCAAGUUGAGCAAGCCAAAAGUGCCUACGAGGCGAAUGUCGCCGGGCAAUCGCAGUCACAAGGGAGAGAUGUACAGCUUGAGGAUGAACAGGUCCGAGAAUAUAAUAAUCUGAAAGAAGCGGCAGGAAAACAAUCAGCACGCUACCUGCAGAUGCUUGAUUCCAUAAAUCGUCAGCAAAAAUCAGACCAAGACAGGCUUGAUAAUGAGGGCAGAAAGAAAACAGAUGUUGAAAAUAAGCAUAAGCAGAAAGGGCACAUGAGAGACGAGGCCCAAAAGCGUGUGGAAAAACUUGAGGAGCACAUUAGAACUUCAGAAGCUGCGCUAGAGGAUCAGAAGAAGCUUAGAGCUGAUCUUCAAUCAGAUGUGGGAACAUCUAAAGACAAGAUACAACAGAUACAGCGUGAGUUGGAAAACAUAUCUGAACAGCUCGGUGAUGCCAAAGUUGACAAGCAUGAGGUUUCAAGGAACAAAAAGAAGACCGAAAUUGUUGAAAAUUUCAAACGUCUCUAUCCUGGUGUGUACGAUCGCAUGAUCAACAUGUGCCAACCGAUCCACAAAAGAUUCAAUGUAGCAAUUACCAAGGUCUUGGGGAAGUACAUGGAAGCUAUUGUUGUGGAUACUGAAAAGACGGCACGACAGUGCAUACAGUAUCUUAAGGAACAAUAUUUAGAACCAGAAACGUUCUUACCUCUUGAUUAUAUUCAAGCAAAGCCGUUGAAGGGCAGGCUUCGAAACAUCCAAGAGCCCAAGAAUGUCAAGCUUUUAUACGACGUUCUCGCUUUUUCACCAAAGGAUAUUGACAGAGCUGUUUUAUUCGCCACUAAUAACGCUCUGGUCUGUGAAACUCCUGAAGAUGCCAAUAAAGUUGCAUACGAGAUGGACAAAAAAACUAGAUACGACUGUGUUGCACUUGAUGGAACUUAUUACCAGAAAGCUGGAAUCAUUUCGGGUGGUAGUUUGGAUUUGGCAAAGAAAGCAAAAAGAUGGGACGAAAAACAGAUGUCACAACUAAAAUCUCGGAAGGAAAAACUCACAGAAGAACUAAGAGAGGCUCUUAAGAAAUCUCGCAAAGAAUCCGAACUUAAUACAGUCGAUUCUCAAAUCAGGGGACUUGAAACCCGUCUAAAGUAUAAUAAAAAUGAUUUGGUAACAACGAAAAAGCAAAUAGCGGAUCUUGAAUUGGAGCUGCAGGCACUACAAAAUGAGCUGAAUCUCUUUGGUCCCACAAUAAGCGAUAUUGAAAAAACAAUGGCCACCAGAGAUCAAGAGAUCCAAGCUAUCAAGGAAAAAAUGAACAGUGUAGAGGACGAUGUAUUUGCUAAUUUUUGCGAACAGAUUGGUGUUGCUAAUAUUCGUCAGUAUGAGGAAAGAGAAUUGAGAUCACAGCAAGAGCGUGCCAAGAAACGAAUGGAAUUCGACAACCAAACAAAUCGUAUUUUGAACCAGUUAGACUUUGAAAAACAAAAAGAUACUGAGAGCAAUGUACUUCGUUGGGAAAGAAUGGUUCAAGAUGCUGAAGAUAAACUAGAUGCAGCUCGUCAAACUGAGUCUCAUCAAUUGACUGAGAAAGAAAAUGACGAGGUGCAAAUGAAGAAAUUGACAUCGACUCGCAUCAACAAAAAGCUGGAGAUGGAUCAGGAAGAGGAGGAAAUUGGAAAGGCAAGACGUGAAGCUGGUGCCAUUGCCAAAGAAGUUCAGGCGGCGCAAAAGCAGCUAAAUUCAAUUGAAGCAAAGAUUGAACAGAGGAAAGCAGAUCGACAUGCUAUUUUGAUGCAAUGCAAGAUGGAAGACAUUGCAAUUCCCAUGUUGCGUGGGAACAUGGAAGAUAUCGCACAAGAGAGUACUGUGGCUGGGAGUGAAACAGGCACAGACUCUACAUUGAAUACUCAACAGCAGUACGAACGGGAAAGUUUGAUCACCAUCGACUACGGUCUUCUCCCAGACAGUCUAAAAGACAUAGAUGAUGAUGAUAUUAAAAAAAUGAAUGACAAACUCAAUAAAGUAAUAAACGAACUUCAGGGAACAAUACAGAGAAUACAAGCUCCAAAUAUGAAGGCGUUGCAAAAGUUAUAUGCUGCUAAGGAAAAAUUGCAAGAAACGAAUGAGGAGUUUGAACAGUCCCGUAAGAAGGCUAAAAAAGCUAAAACUCAGUUUGAGAAGGUGAAGAAAGAGAGGCACGAUAGAUUCAUGGCGUGUUUUGAGCAUGUCGCUAAUGAAAUCGACCCGAUCUAUAAGUCUUUAGCGAAGAACCAGUCCGCUCAGGCAUUCCUUGGACCAGAGAAUCCCGAAGAGCCGUAUUUGGAUGGUAUUAAUUACAAUUGCGUUGCUCCGGGUAAACGAUUCCAGCCAAUGUCUAACCUUUCUGGUGGUGAAAAAACGGUUGCAGCCUUGGCGUUGCUGUUUGCCGUUCAUAGCUUUCAACCAGCACCCUUUUUCGUUCUGGAUGAAAUCGACGCAGCCCUGGAUAACACGAACAUUGGAAAAGUGGCGAGCUAUAUUCGUGACAAGACCAGCUCGCUACAGACGAUUGUUAUUUCGCUCAAGGAAGAAUUUUACUCGCACGCAGACGCGCUCGUCGGCAUCUGCCCGGAUGUUGGUGAAUGUCUGGAGAGCAAAGUCCUAACACUUGACUUGACAGAAUAUCCAACUAAUCCACAGGCGUCUGAACGGGAACCCGCAGGAAUGUUCCCUGCAGCACCUAUUAUGAAUUUGUAAAAUUAUCUUCAACGUAAAAGUUGAGAUUAGGGAUUCGGGAUUCGUGGUAACAACAUUCGGAGAACGUAACGAAAUACUUAAUGUCAUUUUGUAUUUUA
Messenger RNA from Diprion similis, 4089 nucleotides. RefSeq names its product structural maintenance of chromosomes protein 1A (gene SMC1). Bases 251 to 3991 code for a protein of 1246 amino acids. The transcript is spliced from 21 exons. Lineage: Eukaryota; Metazoa; Arthropoda; Insecta; Hymenoptera; Diprionidae. Gene Ontology annotation, cellular component: nucleus; cohesin complex; chromosome. Gene Ontology annotation, biological process: sister chromatid cohesion. Gene Ontology annotation, molecular function: protein binding; ATP binding; DNA binding. The record is from RefSeq and is a predicted model, not a curated record.